This is a messenger RNA of Hyla sarda, 2450 nucleotides long. RefSeq names its product adaptor related protein complex 3 subunit mu 1 (gene AP3M1). NCBI's taxonomy places the organism in Eukaryota, Metazoa, Chordata, Amphibia, Anura, Hylidae. Gene Ontology annotation, cellular component: cytoplasmic vesicle; clathrin adaptor complex. Bases 256 to 1512 code for a protein of 418 amino acids. The record is from RefSeq and is a predicted model, not a curated record. The transcript is spliced from 9 exons. Gene Ontology annotation, biological process: intracellular protein transport; endocytosis.
UCAUUUGCAUGCAUUCAUGUAACUCAUUAUGCUAAUGCAUAGCAUAUUGGGUCAUAACAAAAACAGUAAUAUGAAUACUCCAUCACAUGUAAAUUAAAAAGUAAAAAGUUUAUGAGCAGGCGAUAAUUCUGGGCAGCCCUACUGGACUGGGGCCCUGCCGGCCAUCUUUGUUGAGGCAUCUGAUGCUGGAUGAUGUGUCAAGCGGCUUACGAGGACCCUUCACUUCCUGCUGCAUCCAAUUGAUUGAUUUCGAAAAUGAUCCACAGCCUCUUUCUGAUCAAUGGUUCUAGUGACAUUUUCUUAGAGAAGCAUUGGAAAAGUGUUGUGAGCCGUUCUGUCUGUGACUACUUCUUUGAAGCACAGGAGAAAGCAGCAGAUAUUGAGAAUGUGCCGCCAGUUAUCCCAACCCCACACCACUAUCUUAUCAGCAUUUACAGAGAAAAAAUAUUCUUUGUGGCAGUAAUUCAAAGUGAAGUGACACCCCUUUUCGUCAUUGAAUUUUUGCACCGUGUCGCUGACACAUUUCAGGAUUACUUUGGAGAAUGCUCUGAAACAUGUCUGAAGGACAAUGUGGUCAUUGUGUAUGAGCUACUGGAAGAGAUGCUGGAUAAUGGAUUUCCUCUGGCUACAGAGUCUAACAUUCUGAAGGAACUGAUCAAGCCUCCUACAAUCCUGAGAUCCGUGGUGAACUCCCUCACAGGGAGCAGCAAUAUGGGGGAAACCCUGCCAACUGGACAGCUCUCAAAUAUACCCUGGAGAAGAGCAGGAGUCAAAUACACCAACAAUGAGGCCUAUUUUGAUGUAAUCGAAGAGGUGGAUGCAAUCAUAGACAAGUCGGGUUCCACUGUGUUUGCAGAGAUUCAGGGAGUCAUUGAUGCUUGUGUGAAGCUGACUGGGAUGCCUGAUCUUACGUUGUCAUUUAUGAAUCCUAGGCUUUUGGAUGAUGUCAGCUUCCACCCAUGUGUCCGAUUCAAGCGCUGGGAGGCUGAGCGAGUUCUGUCCUUCAUCCCCCCUGAUGGUAAUUUCCGGCUGAUGUCAUAUCGUGUGAGCUCACAAAACUUGGUUGCAAUUCCGGUAUACAUAAAACACAACAUAAGCUUUCAGGAGAACAGUUCAAGUGGAAGAUUUGAUAUUACUGUGGGUCCCAAGCAGAACAUGGGUAAAACUGUGGAAAGCAUUGUGCUGACUAUUCACAUGCCUAAAGCUAUCCUGAACAUGAACCUCACACCAACACAGGGUACUUACACAUUCGAUCCUGUUACCAAAGUGCUUACCUGGGACAUUGGCAAGAUAACUACACAGAAGCUACCUAAUCUCAAAGGAAAUGUUUCCCUCCAGUCUGGUGCCCCAAAACCAGAGGAAAACCCAAGUUUAAACAUCAACUUCAAGAUCCAGCAGUUUGCUAUCUCAGGACUAAAAGUAAAUCGAUUGGAUAUGUAUGGGGAGCGGUACAAGCCUUUCAAGGGAGUGAAAUAUCUUACCAAAGCAGGAAAAUAUCAAGUGCGCACAUAACACAUGUUGUGCUUCCAUCGAGGAGAAGCAGGCAAGGCAAAUUCUACCUAUGACCUAGAACUUUGAAAUAUUUGUCUUUUCCAAUUGUUUUUGCUUUGCCUAAAAAGCAGAAAUAUAAACACUUAUUAUACAGAGGUCCUAGGAGAUGUCAGCUGCUAAGAUACGAAAUAUAAAAAGGGAACAAUCUGGACUAUUCCAGAAAGGGACCACAGAAUUUUUCAUUAUGUGGAGUAGGAUAGCAUUAGGCCUCCUCUUCAUAAUGAAACAGUAACACAUGGAGGGGUCUCUAGAGUCUCCUCAAUGAUAAGUAAGUUAGGAAUAUAUCUGCCAUUGUUGUCAGUGUAUUUAUUUUACAAUACAAAUAGCAGCUGUUCAUAUCAAUGUUUUGAAAACCCCAAAAUACCCAGUAAAGCAAUUGUGUAUUCCAUACCUCCAGAGUAACCAGUUCUGUUCUACUGAGGCCAAGUAUACAUCGUAGCAAUCAGUUCAGACUGGAUCUCUAACACUUGUUCUUCCUCGUGUAUCACAAUACUAAAGUGCUUUAAUUGAACUAUUGAGAGACAGACAUUAAAGUAGUGACAAUUAUGUAUGGGGAUAUAUUAUUGUUGGUAAUGAAUAGUCUUUGUUAUUCCUGCCUCUCUUCCAAGUUAAAUGCCUUAAUCCUUUCGAUGACAGAAUACAUGUCAGUGAAAGGCGUUAUUUCACCAGUGCCAUCAGCAACAGCUGGUAUACAAUCAUAUUGGAAAAGGUUAUUUUUCCUUUUUUUUUUUUUUAUCUGUGUUAUCACAAUUGGUGCCAUUGUGUAUUUAAUGAGGGCUUAUUUAUCACUGCUUCAUGUUUAUGUGAAGAUGUAAGCCAAAGUGAGAAUCUCCUUGUAAUACAAUUUGGGUAUAAAAUGUACUCAUUUCUAAAUAAAGACAAAAUACAUAUAUAUUCAC